AUGUGUACUCUCUCUCUUUCUCUCUCCGUGGUGCUGUGUUCUCUGCCUUGUGUGUUAAAUGUGCGUAUCUUUUCAUCCUCUACUCGUCGUCGCAGAUCCAAGCAAUCCACAGUGACAAUCAUGACAACGAUGUUCGUCCAACUACACCGUGUGGUGUACCUGUUGGUACUUCUGCAAUCCUGUGCGUGUGUGGUGAAUGCGAACGGUGUGGAGGGACAGAAAAUAAUUAUUAAGGUACCCCAGGGAGAUAUUACAAAGGUGAAAGAGAUCGAUGACAACCGUGAAGCCGAGAAUGGGGAGAGACGGUUGCGCGAAUUGGUGAACCAGGCGUAUAGACUGUAUUUGGAAGGUAAGAGUUGUGUGGCGGUGUUGCGGAAGGAGACGGAAGCAUGCAAAAAAAAUAAAGAGAUCGCCAAAGGUGCCGCCGAGAAAACGAAGGCAGCUGUUGAAGCUCUCCAGAAAGAAUGGGGAACUGGGGUGCCACGGCAGGAAGGAGACAUUGCCCAGGAAAAACUUGCGAGUCUGAAGAGUUUGGUGGGAGAUGCGGAGAAGAAGAUUGAAGAGAGCAAGAAUGCAGUUGCGAAAGAGACCUCGGUGAUUCAGAGGACGAAAUACGCAAGAACAGCCUGUUGGAUUUCGUAUGACGAUUUGAAUGAUGAGGUGAGGCAACUCAACGCGACCAGGGAGGGACUUGAGGGUAUGUUCAAAGAGCACAGAACGCCAGCGAGGGAGGAUCUCGUUAAGAACGCUACCAAAACAGGUGAUGAUUUGUACUGGCUUACGCAGGAGGUGAGGUUGACUCUCAGACGGGGGCGGGACGCCAAGACAGAAGCCGAAACUGAGUUUAAGAAGGCGGACGAUAUUUUGAAAGGCGCGUUAAGGACACUCGAGACGGUCACGGCCGAGGUACAACAAAAAAUUACAAAGAAUGAGGGUCACGCGAACCUUAAGGAGUUUCAGAAGGUUGUGAACGAGAGCGAGAAGGCAUUAAAAGAAGUUACCUUAAAAAGCAAUGCGAUCGCCGAACCGGCGCCGGGUUUGAUCCAGUAUGCGGGUAAUACUUAUGAAGAAUCCUAUGCGAGGGAGGAGAAAGAGAAUCCUGUCACACAUAAUAAAAGGAUUUUCGAAGAACUACGGAAGAAGGUGGCAUUGGCAGAGAUCCAGGACGAACUAAAGAAGGCGGAGCAGGAGGCGGCUCGGCUUUUGGCGGAAAAAAUAAUCCAAGAAGAAGAAGAAAAGAAUAGGAGGAUCGCCGAAGAGGAAAGGAAGAGACAGGAGACACUGGCAGAAGAAGAAAGGAGAAAACGGGAGAGGGUGGCGGAAGAAGAAAGAAGGAAGCAGGAGAAACUGGCAGAAGAAGAAACGAAGAAACGUGAGAAACUGGCUGAAGAAGAAAGAAAAAAACGGGAGAAACUGGCUCUAGAAAAGAAGGCAAAGGAAGAGGCGGAGCGGGCGAGAGUGGCAGCAGAAAAGGCCAAGAAAAAGAGGGAUGGUAGCGUCAGUCCUGCGUUGGUGCACAAUUCCCUGCCGCUUCUUGUUGUGAUAUGUGUACUUGGUUGCACUCUCGUUUGCUGA
Trypanosoma theileri is the source of this 1575-nucleotide messenger RNA. RefSeq lists its product as uncharacterized. The transcript has a single exon. The record is from RefSeq and is a predicted model, not a curated record. The coding region runs from base 1 to 1575 and encodes 524 amino acids. Lineage: Eukaryota; Euglenozoa; Kinetoplastea; Trypanosomatida; Trypanosomatidae.